AUGGCAGAACCGAUUGCGCGUCAGGAUCCUAUUGUCCUGGUUAUAGAUUUUCACCAUGCUAGAGGCCCUGAGAUCGAGCUAUGUUUCGCUGAAGAAGGAACAAAUCCGCCGGUGGACAAUGACUGGUCGCUUUUGCCAUUCAUGGCAUUGUCUGACGGAGCACAUGCGUCAACCGAAGACUUUUCAUACUUUUCCCUCCGCCGCGAAGCAACACCGACACAAAAGGAAGCAACAUCUCUAUUCGGCAUCGCGUGUACGCGGCAGAUCGCGUCUAGCCAGUUACUCAAUCGCUCUCCGGAUGUGACCAGAUCUACAGUACAAAAGGCAGUCGUGGUGGUGACGGAUCGGCCGCAGCAUUUUGGGACAUUGAGGGAAAAGUUGUCCAUGGUUACGUUGGCUUGGUUUGCGCAGCGAGACUUUUCGGACGUUGAUAUUUUAAAGAAAUUUCGGGAAAGCUUGAUUGCCAGUUUACUGAACGAUGAUGCCCAAAAACAUGCCUAUCUUGGCCUUUCUCUGCGAGAAAUGAUUCAUCAAUUUAAAUCCCAGACCCUCGUUUUAUUCAAGGGGCUCCUUUUACAGCCAAAGAUGCUUUUUUUCGGUUCCCGAUGCGAGCGUUUAUGCAUGAUACAAUUUUCCUUGCUCUCUCUGAUACCCGGUUUAAUCAAUAAUUUACAAGAUUGCGCCGAUCCAGCGUUUGAUUCAUAUUCCGAAAGGGCUGAGAAGCCUAGCUCGCUCAAGACGAGCGAGCGAAAUUCUUUACUUGCAUAUAUGGGCUUGCCAUUGCAAAUUUUUGGCAAAGGAAGCAUGUUUGGGCCGUAUACACCGUUGCAGCAACUGGACUUGCUCGCCGAUCAUGGGACCAAAUCGUAUGUGGUGGGAUCGACGAAUUCGUUACUCCUCCAGCAAAAGGAUCGUUAUAGUGACGUUUUAAUCAAUCUGGAUGAAGGCACAGUCAACGUGACUUCGCCAUCGUUACGAGCUGCUUUGACGUUGACCGCCGCAGAUAGACGGUGGAUUGAUUUCUUGGUGCAAACCGUCAACGAGACGUGGGACGAAGCGCACCCGGAGCAGCCCAAGACACACGGAUAUGUUGGCUCAGAGGAGUUUAUUCGUCUGCAAUUUGAGGAAUAUCUGCUUGCUUUGCUGUCCAGCGUGAACCAUCGAGAACACGUCGGACCGUCUGUUCCGGCCAAGUCUAGCGAGGCGACGAGCAAGGACAGCAACAAUAAGACUCGCUCGACGGAUAAUAAUAUCGACGGGGACCCGACACUGGAAUUCAGCACAGAGUUUAUCACACAAUGGCAGACAACGCCAAACUAUGCUCUGUUCCACCGACUCACCUCUGACGCACUGCUCUUCUCCAUUGUCGAGCCGCGGCACCCGUGCGCCGGCGGACUCACCAUAGAUGAUAUCCAGCGAAGACUAGCGCAGCAGGUAUCCGAACUUCAUCUAGACGACCGCGUCCGCGAAGGGCGGGAGGCGCUCAACAAGACCUUUGUGACGGGCCAGAAGAAAGUUUCCAGCGCUUUUAACAAUUUCUGGGCAGAUAUCGAGGCUAUGCGGGAAGCACAACGCAAAAAGAAUGAAGAGCGUUCGGCGGAGCGUGGUGAUGAGAAGGUUUCGAACAGCAACGAGGUUGGACAGUCGGAAUCCUCGUCGACAACACCAACAACAACUCAAGCGACGUCGUCGUGGUUCGGACCUCGACGGGCACCGUCCGUCGAUCUAACUCAGACCCAAGCCUCGGUCAACACAGCAGGCCAAAAGGCCGGCGCGUAUUUCAGUUCCUGGGGCUCAUGGGCCAGCGAACGGCGCAAGGAAUGGCAAGAUCGACGAAGCAACAGCAGCUCGACCACAUCGCCACCACCGUCAAUAGCUCCUGGUACUCCUCCUCCUCCUGGUACUCCUCCUCCUUUAACGUCACCAUCAACACAAACCCUGCCGAGCGUCACCGAAACAGCAGCGGAGCCCGAAAAUAGUAGCAACCGGCGGGACUCGUUUCAGCAUCAGAGAAAGAGCGAGGAUGUACCUGCUCUGGGGAGGAGUGUCAGUCGGAGGAAGAGGUGGAGUAGCGUGCUACUGAAAAAGGAUCUUGAUGCGGGUUCGUCAUCGCCGUCGUUGGGUACUAGCGGUAGAAGGGGCAGCGUGGAUGUGCAAGCUGUUGAAUCUUCGUUGCCGAAAUCGCCGCUGGCUCAGGCAGAGAGCUUGUCAACCUUGUCAACAAAUGAUGCAGACUCAUCAAAGAGUGAGGUAGAGAAUCUCACAAAGGGUGGCACGGAAAAGUUGCCGGAGCCAUCAUUACCUGUCAAGGAUGAGGUUGAGGAGGAGAAACCAAGCAAUACCGAGAAAAACGACGAGACAGACUCGAAAGACUCGACUGAACAAUUACCUGAGAAUGCUCAAUCCAGCCCUGAGCAAGAAGCACCUGCCGAUAAACCAUCCGAACACCCACGGCGCACAUGA
Talaromyces rugulosus is the source of this 2463-nucleotide messenger RNA. RefSeq lists its product as uncharacterized. The transcript is spliced from 10 exons. Lineage: Eukaryota; Fungi; Ascomycota; Eurotiomycetes; Eurotiales; Trichocomaceae. The coding region runs from base 1 to 2463 and encodes 820 amino acids. Gene Ontology annotation, cellular component: cytoplasm. The record is from RefSeq and is a predicted model, not a curated record.